CCAAUGCUCCCUGCCGCGUCUCAGUCAGUGCAGAUUCAGAGGACGCACGGGAAGGUCGCGCGCUGCUCUCUACAUCCCCGCUUGUAAAACGCUUCAGGGGGAGGCGAAGGGCCUCGGUGUUGGUGAAGCAGCCUGGCGCGGAGACCCUCACCGGAGAGCGUGUGGUCGAGACCCUCGAGUACACAGUGAGCUUCCAGGAGUUCACAAGGAGUAGCACCACUGGGGCUUCUACAGUAACACAGAGGGCUUUUACCAGUACACAACGAGCCACUUGUGACUUCCAUAGAUGAACUUGGGCUUCCAUUAGUAUCGGGAGAGCUUCCAACAGUCCAACGGGCUUCCUGUACUGUAUAGAUUGUUUUCCUAUAAGUACUCUGGGGCUUCCUGGAGUGCACUGUAAGCUUCCACAAUUACUCAAGGCAUUGUCUUCCCGGCUUGGUGCCUUCUUUUGAUAAUUACUUCACGCACUCUGGUGGCUUCUAAAAACACCCAUGGCGAUACCUCACGUAGAGCCGAGCUACAGCAAAUUAUUAAGCAUCAUCUAGAGUUACAUGAAACUUCUAGAAGUGCAUAAUGAUCUUCGUAAACAAGAAUUAGCUUGUAAGUACGCCAUAUCUUCCAACUAGCACGCGGAAGGCUUCCACAACCUCACUUAUACUUCAACAAAUGCACGCGGACUUUGCAAAUACAAGGACUUUUACAAGCAGUUGGGGGGACAAGUACAAGGGGCUCUCAAAUGUAUAUAGAAGCUUACGAAAGUACACAGUAUAUUACGCUACAAAUUGGUAAGGACUUUCAUAACAAAACUGUCGGAACUCUGGUACAAACACUAGGGGGGAGAGGCUUCCAAGCAAUUGCACGAAAACCAGCCUUGGAAAUGCACAGAAAACUAUUUCAAACACACAAGGGUUUCCACAACUAAUUAGCUAGGGUUUCCACAAUGCUAUAACUAACACAGGAUCUUCCACAGCUAAGACACACACACACAUAUAGGAUUUCACAACAAGCACUCAGGGGUUUAAACUUCCAAAACACACAGCUGUCCACAACUAACUCUAGGGUUGCCAAGAACACAAAAAGAGUAGAGAUUAAGUCAAUGAGAAGGGUGCCAUCCAAGAGGAAGGUGCUUGGUGGAAUCCUGUACAAGAGAUUACUUUCCAUCUACGCCAUUGCUUCCAGCACUGUGGCUCGUUGUGUCUCGGUAAAUUCAAGCUCUUCUCUGCCCUAAAGCCUCGCACAAAACCGAAAUGACAACCGCUUAAGGGCAGUAGAGCGAGGUUUCUUACCUCGACAACGAGGCAAGAAACAUUGAACCCGGAGUGACGUAUUUCGAAAGGACCGUAACCCAGCAACAAACUGUGAAAAGGUUCUCACUUCGAAGGUCACAACCUCCUCUUACAAAGCUACUGAUACAGGAACAGAAGGCAGACCGAGACCAAACACCAAAUAACCAAAAGUUUCCCUUACAAGACCUGGAAGGUGUUCCCUGUUCGACAGGCUCUGAUAAAGAUGAUCCCGGUCGCAGAAUACAUCACGGUAAAAGGAUUAUAGACGGGGGGCCAGAAGACGGUGGACUGUAAUCAAUUGGCAUCAGAGACGCCCUGAAACCGAGGCAUUAACUUGUAGAUAGAUAAAAGAGAAGUCCAGUUUUGUUCAGAAAGACUUUUACUGUUUUAGGCACAUCACGUCCGAGCUUCACUCUCAUAAAACACAAACCGUCUGAUCCUAGAAAUACACCUUCCGACAACCCUCAUGCCGUUUUCAUUCAUGAACACUUAGGUUGCCUUUCAGCCCUACACUUUGAAACAUCAUUUCUGUUCUGCAACUUUGCAUUAGUGAAAGCUUGCCUUGAGGGGCGUGUCCCACUCAUUCACUGAUCUAACCUCAUAUUGAUCUGCAUCUCUACUCUUAGCCAGCGUCCCUUCGUCUCAUUCUCUUCUCACUGCCUUCCUCAUUAUCUUGCCGAGUUCACCGCGGUAUACAUUGUCCCGUUAUAUACCUCCACACACCGCCUUCACCACAGCUCCUCCCCUGAGCUCUUUGCCACACAACUCUCAUUACCAAGAUGGACUUUGACGAGAUCCUGCCGGACCUGGGGGAGUACGGCACGUACCAGAAGCUGAUCCUGUGGUUCCUGCUGCUGCCGGGGACGAUGCCGUGCGGCUUCCACGCCUACAACCAGCUCUUCAUGGCCUCGACGCCAGACCACUGGUGCAGGACACCAGACCUCCACCUCGCCAACCUCUCUCUCAGCGUCAUCAAGCGCCUCAGCAUCCCGUACGACAACGUCUCCCAGCAGUACAGCCGCUGCCAGAGGUACGACUACAACUACUCUGAGCUCCUGGGUGAGCCACCGGGGGAGGGGCCGGGCGGCCCUCCCGCGGGUGUCCACACCAUCCCGUGUGACGCGGGAUGGUACUAUGACCUCGAGAAGCACUCCACCUCGGUCGUGUCUGACUGGGACCUGGUGUGUGAGCGAGAGUUCCUGCCCACACUGGGACUGGUGCUGCUCGGCGCCAGUGGCCUCCUCGGCAACUUCAUCUUCGGCUACAUCCAGGAUGGGUGUGGGCGCCGGCCGGCCUUCUUCAUCUACCUGGUGAUCGAGUGUGUGUUUGGGAUCGCCACAGCCUUCACGCCCUCCUUCACCUGGUGGCUGGUGUGUCGUGUGGGCGUGGGCUUCACUGUGCCCGCCAUCAUGUCCACGCCCAUGGUCCUUGCUAUCGAGCUGGUGGGGCCGUCGCAGAGGACGUACACGACGGUGGUGAUGAACGUGGCGUACUCCUGCACCCUCAUCAUGCUGGCGGGCGUGGCCUACCUGGUCAGGGACUGGUCGCAGCUCGCCCUCGCCACCACUAUACCUUUCCUCGCCUUCUUCUGCUUCUGGUGGGUAUUGCCUGAAUCACCAAGAUGGCUGCUGGCCAACGGCCGACUCUCCGAGGCUGAGAAGAUUAUGAAGAAAAUGGCCAGGGUAAACGGCAAGGUUCUCUCGCCCGACUACAUGGCCAACCUUAGGAGAAAGUACGAGGUGGAGAAGUAUUUGAGUGGGCAGGAACAGGGAUCGAUGACCCAACGAACCUAUGGUGUCCUUGACCUCUUCAAGACGCCCAACCUCUGUCGCAAGACUCUUAUUGUGACCUUUAUUUGGUUCACCAACACGUCGGUGUACGUCGGACUGUCGUACUACGCCCCAGCUCUUGGAGGGAACGCCUACCUCAACUUCUUCCUGGCUGGCUGUGCAGAGCUGCCCACGUACCUCUUCUUGUGGCCGUCCAUGGAGUACUGGGGCCGCCGCUGGACCCUCUGCUUCUCCAUGGUGGUCGGAGGCAGCGCCUGUGUGGCCACAGUUGUCACACAGAAUGACCCAACAGUGACGCUGGCCCUGUACUGCGUGGGCAAGUUCGGCAUCUCCUCGUCCUUCGUGGUGCUGCCGCUGAUGGCCUCGGAGCUGUACCCAACGGUGGUGCGGGGCAUGGGCCUCUCUGUGUCGGCGGUGGCGGGCAUGAUCGGCCCUAUCGUCAUCCCUCUCAUUAACUACCUGGGAUCGGAGAUGAUGGUGCUGCCUCUGAUCAUCAUGGGCGUCCUCUUGAACUUGGGUGGCGUGUUCUCCCUGUUGCUGCCGGAGACGCUCCACCAGCACCUGCCGCAGACGCUGGAGGAGGGGGAGGAGUUCGGCAAACACUGGACUCUAUCAGACUACUGCACCUGCUGCCCCAAGACAGCAAGUAGCAUGAACGGCGUGGCUCCGAUGAUGCCGGUCAACAAUAGCAGCCACGGAGAGGUGGAGCCAGGAGCACCCGCCGCUGGAACAACCUAUCCAGGGAGUAGCCGGCUCUCCCCUCCACCCCAGGAACACCCUGCUGCAGGAGGUGUAGGAAGAGGCGGUGCGGUGUGUGGGGGAAGGUCACCAUCAAGAGCAUUACUAGAGGACCUGGAGGAGUCUGAUGGUGGUGGUGAGAGUGGAGUGCUCCGGAGCCCCUCACCUGCUUAUCCCAGGGAAGAUGACGGUGAGCCUGAGGAGGAGCAGAAACUGAUGUCCUCCAGCAGGAAGGUUACUGUUGUAUAAACCCGCGGAAGAUUGCACGCAGAGCUUGUUGGUCCAGCCCGUUCUCGUGGGCGUUCCCAACGUCAAGAAACUGUCGAACUGAAGUGGCCCUAUCCUAACCUAUCAAAGGACCCACCAACAGAAAUCGGGAGUGUCAAUUUUGUAACCAUUUUCUUGUACGCCAGUUUUUGUUCCUAGGUAAAGUAUACGUCGAGAUGCGACGUGCAAUUAGGAGGACGGGUUGCAACUGGUUAGAGAAUUAGUGGUGAUUAUCAUAAUGCUAUAUAAAUGACAUCUUGUAAAAUGAUUUUGUUAUAUAAAUAGGAGCCGCUUCGUACGGGCCAAUAGGCCUUGUGCAGUUUCCUAAGUUCUAAUGUUCUUAUAUUAGUGUUCUCAUUUAUUGAUAAAACCAGCAUAUAUUUGAUGGUUUUAGGAAAUAUUUGGACAUUUAAUUUAAUGUAUAAUUGCCAUAAUUCCCAGUCGAAGUGUCGGGGAAUGCUGGCCGGGAGUGGCACCUAAAUAUAGACACAUAAUUAAAUAUCGGCAUUAAAAGUUCUGUUAGUGGAAAAUUUCCAGAAUAUAUAAAGUAAUGUAUAUCAGUUGUAUCAAUAAUAUAAUGUCCAGACAGUAAGUCACAACAGUGGUUCCAAGUGAGUCGCCCAACUCUCACAUCUGAUUGUAUAGAAAUUGACGUUUUGGUGAGUGUGUGUCCUGGACUAUCAUAUCAUCACACAAUAAUAGUCCAGCCAGAUUCACGAAACAGUUACGCAAGUACUUACGAACGUGUACAUCUUUCCUCGAUCUUUGACGGCUUUGGUUACAUUUAUUAAACAGUUUACAAGCAUGAAAACUUCCCAAUAAAUUGUUGUUA
This is a messenger RNA of Procambarus clarkii (red swamp crayfish), 4913 nucleotides long. The record is from RefSeq and is a predicted model, not a curated record. Lineage: Eukaryota; Metazoa; Arthropoda; Malacostraca; Decapoda; Cambaridae.